AUGUAUAAACGGCGAGAAGGCGGUCGCAUGGCCAUACUUGGCAAUUACCUCUACUGGGAUGGCGGAAGAGUGAGCAAAUGUAAAAACAACAAGUGCCCCUCCUCUGGAGACCACUCAGAAGCUUUGAAUGGAACACUGUCGAUUCCACUGAACAAAGACUGGACCAAUUCGACAGUGAGUUUCAAGGAGUCAAAGUACCCGAAUGACAUGCCCAAAAGCAGCUGGUUUUCACUAUGGCCCGACGAGAAGUCCGGCACGAUGCACAGGUGGGGUGGCGAGCGUGUAACUCUUAGAGGAAACAAGUCCGUUGAAGAGGGGGACCAAACGCCCAUGUGGAUGUUCAAAGCCGACAACAAGGGCGGAGGAGAAUGGUCGAUACAGAAACCCGCGGACGGAAACGAAUUCCAGGACGGACUGGACCGAAACUUCAACGGCGCGGGAGCGGUCUGCGGAGGGAAAGGGUACUAUCUCGGCGGUUCGGUCACAUCCAAAAGCAACUACGAUCCGGACAACGCGGGGAAGUCAAAGUCAUACGCCAUCCCGUCAGGCCUACUGAAGUACGAGUUAUCGGACCACAAAUGGGAGGGAAACAUCUCAAGCAAAGCAGGAUUCCCGGAGCUGGGAAAGGCGAAAUGGGGCCAGGCAGUGUGUUUGGAGGACUUCUCCAAGAAGCCGCUUGUCAUGUUCCUCGGCGGGGCCACGACCACCAACGACAAAGACUGGACCGAAGUGGACUUCAACAGCGUUGCUCUGUUUGACCCUAGUACGGACAAGUGGCAUAAGCAGAAUACGACGGCGAUGUUGGGUAGCGUUCCCCAACCAAGGUAUCAUUUUUGCAGUGUAGGUGCACGGGGGAAGAACAACACAUACGAUAUUUUUGUAUACGGAGGCCGCCCAAGAAGCGAUGAUUAUUCUGCAUAUGGCGAUGUCUGGGUCCUUUCUCUCCCGGGCUUUGUAUGGACUUCGGUCACCAACUCAAACAAAGGUGCACCCCGAUGGAGCCACCAGUGCGCGGUGGCCGGGAGAAGCCAGAUGAUAUCUAUGGGUGGUAUAUCAGGCUGGAAGUCAAACACAUGGAAGGACGAUCCUUGGAAAGAGACACUUGGAGUCUACGACAUGGUUGAUCUGAGUUGGAGGAGCAGCUACAACGCCUCCGCAGGAGACUAUGACACUCCCCAAGCUUUCAAAACCUGGUAUCAGCAAGGAGGAGAGGCACAAUGGGGUAGUGACGAGUUGAAGGCACUGUUCUCUACUGGUGAUCUCUCUUCUAACCCUUACUCUAACAAUACCACGGAAGAGACAGCUGGCUCAGGCGGCCCCAACAUCCCAGCAAUAGUUGGAGGAGCUGUGGGAGGGUUUAUCUUCUUAGUACUGGCUGCUGCUGCAAUUUGGUUUCUCUUGAGUCGGAGGAAUAAGUCUCAUAAUCACUCGAGGUUGACCGAGUACUCCGAUAGUCACGGGGAAUAUAAUACGUCUGGAUAUGAACUCAACAGCUCCACUAUGAGUACCCCAUCCAUGGCCAUGUUAUCAGGGAAACAUGGAGACUCUAGACUUGAGCUCGAUGGAGUCACUCUGAGAGCCCCAUCAUCGAGGAGGUUCUCACUGCCGAACUCCUGGACUUGGUCGUGGAUUCCAAGCGCACGGCCUAAAAUAGCAUCUCCAGCGUUCCCACCCUCGCCGGCCGAGCUCAACGGCAUAUAA
This is a messenger RNA of Clonostachys solani, 1701 nucleotides long. Lineage: Eukaryota; Fungi; Ascomycota; Sordariomycetes; Hypocreales; Bionectriaceae. The record is from the annotation of a GenBank genome assembly.